GUCAGGGAAUACAAUGGACAGAUGCAGGGAGUUACCAGUGUGGGAUUUGCAUCCUUGACAUUUGAUGGAACUGUAGGAGCGCCGGUAGUUCCUCGAACCUCUAGCAAGGUGUACACCUUCAUGGAUGAAGAACAGAAAACAGUAGAAGAGUUACGUGUUUGGGCAGCCAGUAAUCUUUCUAUCUCUGGACCAGCAGCAAAAUUGUCUGGUGUUCAGCCAAUGCUGUUCUUUGAUCUCACUUGCCAGCUGGUAGGAAAAGCAAAAGUGGAUGGAUCUUCUUUUCUUCUAAAGGUGUGGGAUGGCACAAAAUGUCCCUACCCAACAUGGAAGGUCCCUGUGGAAGCAAGAGACCUGGAAGGAGAAAAAGUUAUUCUUCAUCAGCUGCGAAAUCUAACGGUGGACAUUCUAGUCUAUGAUAACCAUGUACAACUGGCAAAAUCACUUAAGAUUGGAAGUUUUCUGAGAAUUUACAGUAUUCAUACAAAACAAGCAAGUGCUGACAAUGAAGAUGUUUCACAUGUAGAAUUUCAUCUUCAUGGUGGCACCGGUUAUGGUCGAGGAAUAGGAGUCUUACCAGAGAGUAACCCAGAUGUUAAGGAACUAAAAGC
Molecule: messenger RNA, 608 nt
Organism: Pterocles gutturalis (yellow-throated sandgrouse)
Lineage: Eukaryota; Metazoa; Chordata; Aves; Pterocliformes; Pteroclidae
Product: protection of telomeres protein 1-like
Exons: 3
Biological process (GO): regulation of telomere maintenance via telomerase; telomere capping
Cellular component (GO): nuclear telomere cap complex; chromosome, telomeric region
Molecular function (GO): telomerase inhibitor activity; G-rich strand telomeric DNA binding
Source: RefSeq, a predicted model, not a curated record